ACACCGAAAUCGACUGGUCCACUUACAUGCAGCAGGUGGAGUGCUUCCUCGGCGGGACACUUGACUACGAGGCGAUCAAGGGAGACACUGGGCCGAUCGUCUACCCGGCCGGUCACCUGUACCUGUACACACUGUUGUACUACAUCACCGGUCGAGGGAGGAACAUUUAUCUCGGCCAGUGCAUCUUUGCGCUGCUCUACUUGCUCAUGAUGGGCCUCGUCUUUAGCCUCUACACGAGGCACUCUCAGGUUCCACCGUAUGUGCUCAUCUUCAUGGUCUUCACCUCGCACCGUGUGCACUCCCUCUUCAUGCUACGACUCUUCAAUGACCCAGUGGCGAUGCUUUUCCUCUACGGCUCACUGGUGGCUUUCACCCGGCGGAAGUGGGCCACCGGGUCGGUGCUCUUUUCCCUUGCAGUGUCCAUCAAGAUGAACAUUCUCCUCUUUGCGCCGGCACUCUUUCUCCUCCUCGUCGAGAGCCAUUCGGCGCGUCUGACUGGAGUACUCAAGAGUUUGUCCGUCUGUGCCGCCGUCCAACUUCUUCUCGGCCUGCCCUUUCUGGCCACCCAUCCGCUGGCCUAUCUGCGCAGUGCCUUCAACCUCGGUCGCGUCUUUCUGCACCAGUGGACAGUGAACUACCGCUUUCUGCCGGAGGCGCUCUUCACCAGCUCCACCUUUCACCUGUCCCUGCUGGCGGUGCACAUUACCGCGCUGGUGCUCUUCUUCUGGCCGAGAUGGAUCUCCGCCUUUAGAAGACUACUGCUGAGUUGUACCGGAAGGGAAGCCGCAGCGCGUCCGAGCGUCACGCCGAGUAGUCAAAACAUCCUGCUGACGAUGUUUACGGCCAAUCUGAUCGGCGUCGCCUUCAGUCGGUCGCUGCACUACCAGUUCUACGUCUGGUACUACCACUCGCUGCCCGCCCUCCUCUGGGCGACGCGUUUCAGUCCGCUGGUCAACAUUUGCAUAUGGGGCCUCGUGGAGCUCUGCUGGAACGUCUACCCGAGCACAGCGUGGAGCAGCGCCCUUCUCCACGCCAUGCAUCUGUUGCUGCUGCUGGGCCUGUUUGCCAAUCGCUCCGCUAAUGGACUGGCCGCAGUGGAGGCAGCAGCAGAG
Messenger RNA from Rhagoletis zephyria (snowberry fruit fly), 1112 nucleotides. The record is from RefSeq and is a predicted model, not a curated record. NCBI's taxonomy places the organism in Eukaryota, Metazoa, Arthropoda, Insecta, Diptera, Tephritidae.